AUGAAUUCCGCCUUGCACCUUGUUCGGCGCCGGCGUGCGCGCCGAGUCGGCGGCAGCACCCUGGAAGAUGGCUUUGAGCGGCUGUUGAGCAGAGAGUCUGAUGACUUCUUCCGCUCUGAGACACAGCCAGCCUUCGUUGGGCAGCAGGAUCCGAAGCUGGCCCAUCUGCAGAUUGCUGCAUUGGCUAAGAACUUGUCCAUGUUGGACAGUUUGGAGGAGGACCUCGUCAAGGCAUUGGAUGACCUGGAAACUGCUGCGCAUCAAGCACAACUGUCCCAGCUUGGCUCGGUCUCUGCAGCUUACAAGUUCCUCCGCGGCUGCUUCAGGGGCCAAACCCUGCAGGACGUCACGCCCCUCAUGGAACCACUGCUGAGCAAUGCUGAGGAACAUCACGCCACCUCCACACCACGCCAACGCGCGUCGGAGCAGCGGCAGCGCUUUCUGAGCCCCACGGCAGCAAAGCGGAGCUGGGGCAGCCCGACGGUGGGUGGGGGGUGGGGGGCACAUGAAGGCUGCUUCCAUGGUCCAAGGCCUGUUGACCGAUGCCCAGACGUAUGCGAAGCAGCAUCCAGAUCACGAUGGCCCCUCGGACCCGGCCGUCGGAGUGGGGAUUUCAUGAGACCAACCAUGAUAACUAAGCCUAGUGCCACCGCUCAGGCAUCGCCCUGUUUCAGCAGCGCGUGGCCAUGGCUUCGGUCAUCAUGUCUGAUGUUCAAAGACCUCAGCAGAUCCUUUCUGCCGUCAAGGACGGGCCGUACGUACCCUCCAUAG
This is a messenger RNA of Symbiodinium necroappetens, 771 nucleotides long. The record is from the annotation of a GenBank genome assembly. NCBI's taxonomy places the organism in Eukaryota, Dinophyceae, Suessiales, Symbiodiniaceae.